UACAACUGCAACACUAUUUCCAACUGGGCGGCAAGGAUUCGUUCUGUGAUCGUUUGGAUGAAGAGAUCCCACAUGGCUAAAGUGGUUCUCAAAGAGAAGCAACAACUCCUCGAGCUGCCCCAGCACAUGCUUCUCCUAGAUGUGAGGACGAGGUGGAACUCUCUGUUUUUGAUGAUGGAGCGGUUUUGUGAGCAGUUUUCAGCCAUCCAAGCUGCUGCUGUAGACCCACGUCUACGAAAGCCCAUGGAGAAGGACAAGCUGGCCAGAAUUGGCAAUGAGGACCUGAGGAAAGCAGAGGAGUUCGUGCUGCUGAUGCGGAUGCACUAUACAUCCACACUUGCGGUCUCCAGUGAAAAAAACCCGACCUGUGGCCAGAUCCUGCCCAUCCUUCAAAAGCUGUCCAGGCAUUACACCGUGCAGGCAGAGGACUCUGCAUUCACCAGGAGCAUCAAGGAGAACAUUUGGAAUGAUCUCUCCAAGCGCUACCAGGAUGAUAUUGUCCAAGCAUUCCUGGAGGAAGCUACGGUGUUAGACCCCAGAUUCAAAUCCAAAGUGGACAUGGAUGAAAUCUGGGACCGAGUCAGGGCAGCUGCAGUGGCAGCUAACACACCGGCAGCUGCAGCAGGGGAGCUGACAGAGUGGGGAGCAACACCAAGGCAGGCAGAAGAAGAGGAUGAGGAAGAAGAUGAAUAUACCCCACCUGUAAAGCAGCAAAAGAAGACAGCCCUAGAGGAACUUUUUGAAGAAGAGGACAGUGAGCUUAUUUCCGUGCAGCAGCAGAAGACCCCUCUCUCCAUAACCCAAAGGGUGGAUCAAGAAGUCCAACUAUACCGAAGCCUUCCUCCCAUCCCAACCAAAGACAGCGCCACCCUCUGGUGGUGGAUGAAGAGGGACACAUUGCCAAUGUUGUCAGCUUUGGCUGAGAAAUAUCUCUGUGUCCAAGCAUCCUCAACACCAUCUGAAAGGGUUUUCUCCACAGCUGGAGACACCCUAAGUCCAGAGCGGUCUCGUAUCCUUCCUGAGAAGGCGAACAUGUUAAUUUUUCUGCACAAAAACUGCUAAUCUGCCAAUGUUAGCUGUAGUUGUGUUGUUGUUUGAUAUGGUAAUUUUUACAGAAGCAUUCUUUGUUUUAUGUCCACAUUAGUUUUGGGUCAAGUUGAAUGCAAAGCACUGUAAAUAUUCCCAAAUGUUAUCAUUUUGAUUGUAUUUCCUAAGGACCUUCAUAUCUUGCAAGGUACACAAAAGCUGCAUGAGGCCUCUAGACUCCUUUACAUUAGAGAAAUAAGUAAUCUAAACGUUUGUUUCCUAAGGUUACAUUAUUAGUGCAUGGAUAUGCCAAAUUUUUGUCCAAAGCUGACAAUAUUAAAGAGUUAAUGCAAACAGAA
Stegastes partitus (bicolor damselfish) is the source of this 1385-nucleotide messenger RNA. Its product is annotated as zinc finger BED domain-containing protein 4-like. The transcript is spliced from 6 exons. The record is from RefSeq and is a predicted model, not a curated record. Lineage: Eukaryota; Metazoa; Chordata; Actinopteri; Pomacentridae. Bases 58 to 1062 code for a protein of 334 amino acids. Gene Ontology annotation, molecular function: protein dimerization activity.